Molecule: messenger RNA, 799 nt
Organism: Gastrolobium bilobum
Lineage: Eukaryota; Viridiplantae; Streptophyta; Magnoliopsida; Fabales; Fabaceae
Exons: 4
Coding region: 116-379 (87 amino acids)
Biological process (GO): mRNA splicing, via spliceosome
Cellular component (GO): precatalytic spliceosome; U2 snRNP
Source: RefSeq, a predicted model, not a curated record
AUUUUGUCAAGAAGGAUUGCUAUUUGCUACCCUUUUCCUUCAAACUUGCAAGAACUUCGGUGCAACUCAACUUGUGAGUCACAGCCUGUGGUUUCUGAACAAGAGAGGUAACAAAAUGCAGGCCAGUGAUCGCUUUAACAUCAAUUCUCAACUUGAGCAUCUCCAAGCCAAAUAUGUUGGAACUGGCCACGCCGAUUUGAACAGAUUUGAGUGGGCAAUGAACAUUCAGCGUGAUAGCUAUGCAUCAUAUAUUGGGCACUACCCUUUACUCGCAUACUUUGCUGUUGCAGAAAAUGAAUCUAUUGGAAGAGAACGCUACAGCUUUAUGCAGAAAAUGCUCCUGCCUUGUGGUCUGCCUCCCGAAAGAGAAGAAGAUUAAGAAUCACCAUCUGGAUUAUAAAUGGAUCAUCGCAGCACAUUUAUAGUCUUUUGACAGUUUGUUAUACUGUGUUAUUUGAUUGAGGAAAAAGAUGGCUGUGUGACCUUCAUUAGAGAUUGCUGCAUCUUCCUUCUUUAGCUUGUCGAUGCUUAAAAGCUUUAGUUGUUAUGGAACUUGGAAAAUUAGGCCACGAGAUGACUGAGUUAAGCUUUCUUUACGUUGUCUUUGUCUUUCUUAAAUGAUGGCCCUUUAAAGUUGAAUGAGCAUACAUGUGAUUCUCCCUUGUACGCCUAGGAUUCACCAUUCAUUUGAGUUGAUCAGACUCAUUAUUCAGUAAUCUAAUAUGCAUCAUUUGUGACAAUAUCAUAGGCUAUGUUAAACUAUCCCAAAGGCACAACUAUUAUAAGACCUUCUACAAUA